AUGGAGCGUUUCAGUAUUUUUGAUGUCGUCGGGGAGACGAUUCCAUUCGGAUACAGUAGAUGGUACACAGGAUAUUGGUGGGACCCUGUGUGUAGAGAUGGACGGACAUACAGGAUUCUCUAUGAGGAAGUGAAUGAAUCUGAAGUCGAUAUUGUACAGAUUUAUUUGCCCAUGGAUGACAAGUGGGUGGACGAGUACCGGUAUCCCCGUGCGGGUAAAACCAAUGCUGACAGCUGUCUGAAGAUGGCUCAGUUCACUGUUGGAAACGAUGGUAGGUUUGAGGAUGAAGUCAUCAUGCUGAGGUUGUUUGAGCCUCUGUCGAGUCUUUCAGUGGACACGGAGUACCUUGCCAGGGCGGGAUGGACACCAGACGGAAACUUUGUCCACUGUCAGAUGUUGAAUCGGGUCCAGACCAAUCUCACCCUGUACCUGAUCCCUCGAGAGUGUUUUGUCGCAGAGGCCCGGUACCAGCCUAGCUCACAGACACGGACAGACGCCCAGUAUGAACCUGUCCCACUGCCACCUGUACAUGUCCUACUGGAGGAAACCUCUGACAUCUGGGUCAAUGUAGGAUACCGGCAUCUCUAUCGGUUCAGUGCAUCACUGGCUCAUCAUGGACAGACUCAGCAAACAGUGAUGUCCUGUGAGAGUGAGGUCACACAGAUCACCACUGGGGACUGGGAGGUGUCCUCUAAAGAGAUAUGGGUGGACGAAACACGAGGUCUGGUCUACUUCCUUGGACUAAAGGACACUCCACUUGAAACGCAUCUGUAUGUAGUCUCCUACCAGACCCCGGGUCCUGUCUACAGACUCACUGAGCUUAGGUACACUCACAACGUCACACUGGAUAAGGCGUGCUCCAUGUUUGUGACAGUGUUCAGCGCUGUGAACUCAGCUCCACAGUCUGCUCUAUACAGAAUAGAGAUCUCACCCGAGUCUGUACAGACUCAACGCCUGGCCAUUAUCAUGUCAUCCACAGACUUCCCUGACUACAGCUACCCAGAGAUGUUCAACUACAAGAGCAAGUCAGGCCACACAAUGUAUGGGAUGUACUACCGGCCCCACAACUACCAGCAAGGGGUCAGGUACCCCACGGUGCUGUUUGUGUACGGGGGACCGCAUGUACAGCUGGUGACCAACUCCUUCAAAGGGCUCAAGCAUGUACGACUGCACACACUGGCUGCGGAAGGUUUUGCUGUUGUCAUUAUUGAUGGUAGAGGCUCGUGUAGUCGAGGGAUCAAGUUUGAAAGCCAUAUUAAAAACAGACUGGGCACUACAGAGAUAGAGGAUCAAGUGGAGGUUUUACAGUGGCUGGCAUCACAUGUAGAUUUUAUAGACGAAGAUAGGAUAGCAAUACACGGAUGGUCUUACGGUGGCUACCUCUCCUUAAUGGGUCUGGCUCAGAGGCCAGAUAUAUUCAAGGUGUCUAUAGCGGGUGCCCCGGUUGUAGACUGGCACCUGUACGACACUGGAUACACGGAGCGGUACAUGGACCUGCCCACUAACAACCUGUAUGGGUAUCACCGUGGCAACGUGCUCACAUAUGUAGACAGCUUACCGGAAGAUGAGAAUCGUCUACUGAUCGUGCAUGGUCUGAUGGAUGAAAAUGUCCACUUCCUACACACAAGCAAACUGGUGAACGCUCUCGUGAAGGCCUGCAAACCACACACUCUACAGUUGUAUCCCAAUGAGAGACAUGGUAUCAGAAGUCAUGAGGCGUCUGAACACUACCGUGUCCUGGUGCUUAACUUCCUAAAACACAACCUGUGAUAUGUUCACAUAACUUAGGAGAGUAGUCUUCGAUACACAGUACAGAACACUCAGAGUGGUGAUGGAAACCUUUGGUACAACAUGAAAAAAAAACAAGUUGUCAUGGAUACACAGUUCAGAACACUUCAUGCACAGUACAGAGUGUGAUAAACAGAGUAGUUAAUGAAACUCUUACAGUUGUCUUGGUUACUGUAAGAGUAGAUUUAGAAACUUCUUACAGGAAAAAAACACUGUGUUUCAAAUGGGAUCUGUACUAUGCAGUCAUCGUGUGUCACUGAUACAACAACAUUAAAACCAGUACAAUUCACACUGUCUCACAUUCAGCUUUAGACUGUUAACUGAUUUGUACCGUUCAUUAAUAAUUGGGCCGUGUUCUGUAAAAAAGGGGUUUAAUGCAUGUGCGUAAAAUAACUAUCCAGAUAAGCCUGUGCAGUCUGCACAGGCUAAUC
Dreissena polymorpha is the source of this 2219-nucleotide messenger RNA. RefSeq names its product dipeptidyl peptidase 9-like. Bases 1 to 1770 code for a protein of 589 amino acids. Lineage: Eukaryota; Metazoa; Mollusca; Bivalvia; Myida; Dreissenidae. Gene Ontology annotation, molecular function: dipeptidyl-peptidase activity; serine-type endopeptidase activity. The transcript is spliced from 17 exons. The record is from RefSeq and is a predicted model, not a curated record. Gene Ontology annotation, biological process: proteolysis.